Molecule: messenger RNA, 2090 nt
Organism: Oncorhynchus kisutch (coho salmon)
Lineage: Eukaryota; Metazoa; Chordata; Actinopteri; Salmoniformes; Salmonidae
Product: melanocortin-2 receptor accessory protein 2A-like
Exons: 3
Coding region: 206-910 (234 amino acids)
Biological process (GO): protein localization to plasma membrane; regulation of adenylate cyclase-activating G protein-coupled receptor signaling pathway
Cellular component (GO): plasma membrane; endoplasmic reticulum
Molecular function (GO): type 1 melanocortin receptor binding; type 3 melanocortin receptor binding; signaling receptor regulator activity
Source: RefSeq, a predicted model, not a curated record
CCGUGUAAGCACAUAGCUGCGUGUGGUGAAGUUUAGUAUGCCUCAUAUAAUAACCGUGUUAUUGAACGGAGAGUAAAUUCCAGAAAUCCUCGCCUACUUCGCUAGAUUUAUUUUAUUUUAUUGGUGUUGGGGAUUAAAACUGUCACUUAACGUUCGCCUUUUUUGUUUUUCUUUAGUCCGCCUGCGCUCUUGGAUCUAUUUGGAGAUGUCUGAGUUUAACCACUCAAAUAUAUCAGGCGGAAACGCUCCGGACCCGGACUACAAGUGGACGUAUGAAUAUUACGACGAUGAUGAGCCUGUUUCGUUCGAGGGACUGAAAGCGCACCGAUAUUCCAUCGUGAUAGGCUUCUGGGUGGGCCUGGCUGUCUUUGUCAUCUUCAUGUUCUUUGUCCUGACGCUUCUCACCAAGACUGGAGCUCCACAUCCCGAAGGAGCUGAGCCCUGUAAGAAGCGUGUUCGUCUGACCAGCUGUGUGGAGGACCUCCGCUCCCCUGCAGACCCUGACAACCGGCCAUGCCUACAACUGGACUCCUCUCUCAGCCGCUCCCUCUUCCACUGCUACAUCAAUGAGGAACAGGCCCAGGGGGUGUCCAGGGCAGGAGCUGUGGGAGCACCCAGAGGAGGGCUGGUCCAGGGGCCGGGGCGAGGCAGGUCAGGCAGCCCAGAGGAGGGGGUAGUGGUGGGGAUGGAAGUAGGUGUCAGCCGUGCCCUGCAAGGGGCUGCCAUGUUGGGGGGGAACCGGACUGACCACAGUGAGGCAAUGUCCCUGUCCCAUUUCAACAUCCCUAACGUUGUGAACUCCGAGCACAGCUCCACCCUGGGGGCGGACGAUCUGCUGCUGGGGGAGCCGCCAAUCAUCAUGGAGGGGGAGUGUCAUCGGCCCCACAGCGCACAUCACGUGAUGGACUAAGGUCCCCUCUACUUCCUGGGGAACCACCAAUCAUCCUAGAUGAGGAGUGUCGCUCCCAUGGGGUCCAUCACACGAUUGACUGGGGGAACCACCAAUCAUCCUAGAGGGGGAGUGUCAUCGACCAUCUAGCGCCCUUCACAAGAUGGACUGUCCUGCCAAUCACACAAUAGACCAUGGUCCUGCUUACUUCUCACACCCACCUCCGUUAGGGCAUUAUAGCUAAUUAUGAGGACAUCACAGGACUCACCAGCCUUAUAUAGAGUUGUGUCAACCGAAUUCAUGGAGGUUCAAAUAAGUCCUAAUCUAACAUUCUGUUGUGCCAGUCAUGUACAGUGCAAGCUCUCCUAAUUAGGCUGUGGUUCCAGCUUCCCACACCACCUCCACUGUGUAACUGUACCUCCUGACAUUUUCAUUCUGUUCAGAUUUGGUUCAGGCUAAAAUACUAUACAGUCAAAAUAUAAACAUUUAAUGUAAAUUAACAAUAGGGUUAAAUAUACAUAUGUGAUAUGCGCUACUUUUAUAAUCUUUAUGUCAACAAGGUUGCCUACGCAGAGCCAGAAAGUGACGUCACAUCUCAACGCUAAACGGGAAGUCCAGCUUCAUCAAGUUGAUUAGAAUGUUUUUGUAUUUAAUUAUUUUUUUUUGCCUUUAACUAGGAAGUGAGUUAAGAAAAAUAUAUUAUUUACAAUGACAGCCUACCCCGGCCAAAUCCUCCCCUAACCCGGAACAAUGCUGGGCCAAUUGUGCGCCGCUCUAUGGGACCCCCAAUGACAGCCUGUUGUGAGACAUUCCGGGAUUGAACCGGGAACUGUAGUGAAGCCUCUAGUACUGCAAUGCAGUGCCUUAGACCACUGCGCCACUCGGUCCCCCCCGUAUAGUGGUGGAGGCCUUGCAGGAAUCAGAUAAAGGGAUGGCAACAACAGAAGAGGUAAGGAGAAUUUGAUACAACAACCAAAAUGCACCAGAAAGGCAAGACUCUUCUCUUGGGUUUUCAAUUCAACAGCAGUCUGAAUGUUGUCCUUGUUCAGUACUAAUUGUAGCACACCUGUUCCUCACUAUAAACUGUCAUAGACAUAACUUUUUAUAUACCAUGUGUUGCAUGUGUCAAUGCUUUACCUACAUGUCACAUCAGUCUCGUCUGCCAAGUCUAUAGAAGGUUGUGACUAAAUAAAACUAAACU